AUGACAUUGUGUUGUGAUCGGGAUGGAGUUUAUAGUAGCUCAGGAAUACAUCAAAGACAAACAAGUACUUGGUUAAUUGAUUGUCCAUUUGAAUUAUAUGCUGCUCGGCAUAAUAAUUUAUGGCAUAUAAAAGUCUGUGAUAGUAGUUAUAACCAUGACCUUUCAGAAGAUUUAUCAGAUCAUCCAAUGCCUUGUCGUACCCCAGUUGAAGCAUUAAUAGAUGAGCUUAGAGAAGAUGAUUAUAUAUAUAAAUACAAAUGUGAUGAUAUAAGUUAUAUUACUCACCUUUUCUUUACAUAUAAUGAAUUGGUCAUGCUCACUCGUCAAUAUUCUACUACAGAAGAAGAAUUUAAUAUGAAGUGGAAAGAUUUUCUUAAUACUUAUAUAAAUAAACUGUGCAUUAUUAGUUAUCUUGAAGAAAUUUGGAUGCCUUGGAAAAAGAAGUUUAUAAAAGCAUGGACCAAUAAAUUUCUUCAUUUAGAAACAACUGUUACUUCUAGGGUUAAAGAUGCCCAUGCAACAUUAAAAACAUACUUACAUACAUCAGCGGGUGAUCUUCAUAUCAUUCAUGAACAGUAUCGAAGAUUAAAAUGUGUUACUAUAGAAGAUCCCUUACUACCAUGCACGAAGUCAUUCUCAAGCACAAUGGGAUUACCUUGUGCUCAUAAAAUCCAACUUCUUGAAAAUAAUCAAGGUUUAAUACUUUUAGAUUUUCAUGAGCAUUGGUGGAUUCAG
Molecule: messenger RNA, 735 nt
Organism: Cetraspora pellucida
Lineage: Eukaryota; Fungi; Glomeromycota; Glomeromycetes; Diversisporales; Gigasporaceae
Source: the annotation of a GenBank genome assembly